Schizophyllum commune H4-8 is the source of this 685-nucleotide messenger RNA. RefSeq names its product LexA/Signal peptidase. The transcript has 2 exons. Gene Ontology annotation, cellular component: membrane; mitochondrial inner membrane peptidase complex. Gene Ontology annotation, molecular function: serine-type endopeptidase activity. Bases 73 to 525 code for a protein of 150 amino acids. The record is from RefSeq and is a predicted model, not a curated record. NCBI's taxonomy places the organism in Eukaryota, Fungi, Basidiomycota, Agaricomycetes, Agaricales, Schizophyllaceae.
UGGUGCGCGCAUCUCCCUUUCCCCCUACUUGUUCACAUAGCUAGUGGCUGAUACAUACAUUCCACACCCCAGAUGGCCGGCCCCUCCAUGCUCCCCACCUUCGACCACACCGGCGAGGUCGUGAUCGAGUCACGUCUCGGCGCACCCUACGACCGCCGUACCCUGGCUCGCGGCGAGCUCGUGUCCUUCUACUCCCCCCUCGACCCUAUGCGCCUCGUCUGCAAGCGCGUUCUGGGACUGCCAGGUGACGUCGUAUGCGUGGACCCCAGCGGGAAGUACGCCCCAUCAGACGAGCACGUCGUGGUGCCCGAGGGGCAUGUGUGGCUAGCUGGGGACAAUCUUGCGUGGUCGAGGGAUUCCAGGGUGUAUGGGCCGGUGCCUAUGAGCUUGAUAGCGGGAAAGAUUAAGGCGAGGGUGAGUGGUGUGCGUUGUUACAACGAGGGCCGGGCUGAUUCGAAUAUGUCCACGCAGAUAUGGCCACUUUUCAAGCCGAUACCAGAAUGGCCGACAGGGAGGACUACAUAGGGCGCCUACUGCUGGAAGUUGACCGAGUACCCUCCCUGCGGAUUCUGCUCGAACUUGAAGUUGUCGGUUGACAGGCCGAAGUACCCGAGGACGCUGUUGCCCAAGCCCUUUAGCUUGCCCAUCAUUUCGUCCAUUUCGUCCUUUUGCGCGGCCUCGAGCC